Cajanus cajan (pigeon pea) is the source of this 554-nucleotide messenger RNA. Lineage: Eukaryota; Viridiplantae; Streptophyta; Magnoliopsida; Fabales; Fabaceae. The record is from RefSeq and is a predicted model, not a curated record.
AUUUGCAUUGUUCUACAGGCAGUUGCAUGGAUUGUGCUGGCAAUAUUCUCACUCAUAAGGCUUCAAGCUGAUUAUCUGCUUGUUGUAGGAGUUUGUCUGACCCUCAGCAUUGCAAAUAUUGUUGGUUUUACCAAGUGCAAAAAAGAUGCCAAGAAGCAGAUUCAACAAUUUGCCUCUCAGACAAUUGCCUCUCGGUUCUCGUCUACCCUCCAGUCAGCAUUCAGUGUCGUCUGAUUGUCAAAAAUGGAAAUGCAAGUUGAACCGUGCAUUAUUGAGAUGCGGUGGAAGGUUGUACAUGAUUAUUUCGGCUAGCAUCGGAUUGGAUUCAUUGAACUUGCAUAGUGACUAAUACAACAACUGCAAAAUUUUGUACUUUUUAUAUGAAAUGGCUUGAAUGAGACUUUGACGAUCGAAUUGCAUAGUAGAACAGUUGUUUUUAGUUGUAAAUCUUUUUUUCUUGUAUUCUUUUUGCAUCGAAGGGCUACGAUUCAUAUUAUGUAUGACUGUAUCAAUUGCAACAAAUCUUUACAGCAUAUGAUCAGGAUAUUGACUCA